AUGUCCGGCGACCAGUUCAAGGCCCUGUACAAACCAGCAAUCGACACUGAACUGAUCAAGCCAUCCAAGAAACGACACCUUCCCCCAAUCCUAGAACCCAUUCGUCUUUACCCGCUUGACCUUCUGAUGCCUCCGAUAAACGUGCGAAUGCCUAUUCUAUUCAAAAUAAUACCUGCAUUGGAUUUGGAGUCGAGCUCAGCAAUCUACGAAGAAUUCGAGAUUAUAGUGGCAAAGCUAAAGGCCUCUCUUGCAGAAGCAUUAGAACUCUAUCCACCCGUCGCAGGGACCAUUCAUAAAUCGCCCGGCGACGCGUCCGCCAUCACUAUAGCUUGUGACGGUCGAGGAGCUACCUUCGCUACGCAAGUAGAAAGGCAAUCCUAUAUGGAAUCAGAGCAUACCUUAGACGGACUUUCUGCAGGCGAUCUCCUCGCUCUGGAUGACUCUCAGACACCCUUUGGGGUCAAGUUGACGCUGUUUUCUUGUGGGACUGUAGUGAUGAUUACCUCCAUGCAUCACCAUAUGGCAGAUCUCACCUCUUACAUGGAUUUUCUUGAGAAUUGGGCUCAAUUAUCCCGAGGCGACUCGAACGAUCUUGUUCUUCCCCAAUCAUGGUCCCGUGACCUCAACCUGCCAACACCUGCCGGGGUGCCUUCAAUGAUGCCAGGCAUCCUGAUUCUUCCUCCUUCUUCAACUCCUCCGCCACUGCCUGUUCUUCGUGUCGACGGACUGAGAUGGUUCAUCAGUAACGCGAGUUUGGCACAAUUGAAAACCGACUGUAUAGCUGUUCUCAAUAGCGAGGAUCCAGUCAGAUCCUGGAUAUCCAGUGCAGAUGCAUUUACGGCUCUGGUUUGGGGUGCAAUGACGCGCGCACGACAUAAAAUCCCCACUAAAUCAAUGCUAUUCACUAAUAACGACGCUGAAUUGGAGUCAUUGGGUGUAGCAGUCGAUGGACGAGAGAGACUGGGCCUAGGAGCUGGAAGCCCUACACGUUUCUUCGGUAACUUGAAUUUGUCACUGGCUGUAUAUGCUCCGCGAGCAGAUCUUCUAGGAGCUACCCUCAAAGCUACGUCCGACGUCGCUUUGAUAAUUCGCAGAACAAUCCAGGACGAGUCAAGACCGGAGACAAUAGCUUCAAGGGUUGCAUUUCUGGAGUCGAAGGUUGAGGCGACGAAACCUUAUACCCAUAGGAUUGUCCUUGAGGGAGAUUGCAGGUCGACGAAUUGGUCAAAAUACGAUUUGACGAAACUGGACUUUGGGUUGGGAUCUAACGUGAAAUCAGUGGGGACUACGCUAGGCACGAAAUCGACCUAUCCUGCUGGGAUGUUCCUCAUUGUAAAAAGUAGUGGAGGUUUGGUUGUGGCCACAACGGUAGAGAAGGAAGCUGACGUGCUACUCAAAAUGGAUCCACUUUUAACCCAAUAUGCAGAAGUUUUAGUCGAGUAA
Messenger RNA from Lentinula edodes (shiitake mushroom), 1443 nucleotides. RefSeq names its product transferase. Lineage: Eukaryota; Fungi; Basidiomycota; Agaricomycetes; Agaricales; Omphalotaceae. Gene Ontology annotation, molecular function: acyltransferase activity, transferring groups other than amino-acyl groups. The coding region runs from base 1 to 1443 and encodes 480 amino acids. The transcript is spliced from 2 exons. The record is from RefSeq and is a predicted model, not a curated record.